Messenger RNA from Triplophysa rosa, 5351 nucleotides. It is a transcript of the gene casd1, whose product is annotated as CAS1 domain containing 1. Gene Ontology annotation, molecular function: N-acetylneuraminate 9-O-acetyltransferase activity. The transcript is spliced from 19 exons. Lineage: Eukaryota; Metazoa; Chordata; Actinopteri; Cypriniformes; Nemacheilidae. Gene Ontology annotation, cellular component: Golgi membrane. The record is from RefSeq and is a predicted model, not a curated record. The coding region runs from base 1168 to 3696 and encodes 842 amino acids.
CCUUACAGCUCCGCAACGCGCGAGCACUCUGCGGGGCAGUGUUUAUCAUAUCGAGCGAAAACAAUAUAAAAAGAAAGUUGUGAAACAUUAUCAGCUUUGAUCUUUUAACCGUAAUAUUAUUAAGAUAUUUUAAGGGCAAGUCGUUUUGGAGUUAUUGGCGUUUAAUCGCUGAAUGUGUCGGGAUCUUCGAAAACAAAACUAUCUUUACUCCGACGACCGACCGUUGAGCAAGUUAAUGAUCAACCCAAUGACAAAAGGCGCACCUAUUGGAGUGACAUGCAAACAAAUGUGACAAACUCAGCAAACUGGAUCCAUAGACGAUGACUUCCAUGAUGACAUGGAAUUGCCAACGUGUCACGUCUCAUCUAGUAAACAUGAAGCAAUGAGUGGAACAACAGGCCUAAUAAUAAUCAAAAUACCACAAGUAAAACAACGCUUUAGUUCAAAUAUGUUUAGUUGGAAAAUACGUAUAGCCUAUGCCUGAAAUGGUUAUUUUUAAGAAAUGUAUAUAAUAGUCAGUAUAAAAUACGUCUUUGUUGAAAAAGAUCCUUAAACAAGCAUUGUUUUCGUGUCUUAUUGGUUUGGCAAUAAGACACGGUCUGGACGAUCCACGUUCCAGCAAUGUACAACUGAAAUGCUGUAAAUCCGUUUAUGAUUGAUGUUUAAACCAUUUUGUGUUCUAGCUUUCUGGAGCAUAUUCACAUUUCAGAUUAUUCAGGCGCAUUUAAAUAUAAUAUCAUUUUUAAUAAGGAUACAAUCACUAGCGUAGAUCUAUUUCUCUCAACUGGCCCUGGGAGAUUUUAUCAACAUCACCACUUCAGCCUAACCAGAAUAUCUUGCUGUGCAAGGUGCAUGCCUGACGAACACCAAACUUAAUUAUUCUUAGCCCAGUAAGGAAGGACGGGUCUAACGGCGGAUUCUCUUGAUCAUACAAUUAAUUUCGGGUGUGUACUGCUCGUAAAGACACACAAGCACAGUCAACCCGGACCGAAGGCUCAGGUGUUUUAUUUCCGUAUACUGAAUCGACAAUUAUCGAGGACUUGCCACCCAUAAAGAUGGAAUAUAGAAAAUAAAGAAAAACGACUACCUUGGACAUCACAAUUGGAUACGAGUAAAUCAGCAUAAAGAGUUUUUCAAAUUAAAGGGAAGUUGUCCAGACAGGUUAAUAUGCAGAAGACGGAGGCAGCCGCAGCGCUAGGAGCAGCAUCGGACAGCGCUCAGCCCGCCGUGCCCGCGACCGCAGCUGCUGAAGCAGAAGCGGGAAGCGGGGACGCGCUGCUCCGCUCUGCCUCCGUCAGCUCCGCCGCAGCUCGUCUGUCUGCCUGUUGUCAUGGAGGAGCCAAGAUGGCGGUCCUGGCCUAUAGCCUGGGCAAACGGGAAAUAAAUCAGUAUUUCAACAUCAAAAAUGCAAAAUUGCUGGCUUCCGCCGCCGUCAUCCUUCUCACGGUGUUUCACACGGCUUCUCGACACUAUGGAGGCAGUGACACGUGUGACUGGCUUUUAUCCAGUGGGCGCUUUUUAGGUGACAAUGUAUGGCAGCCCAACGGCUGCAUGUUACACAAGUACAAAAGCAAUGAAGCUAAGGUAUGCCUCGGAGAGAAGAGAAUAGCGUUUGUAGGAGACUCAAGAGUACGUCAGCUCUUCUACUCUUUUGUCAAGACGAUAAACCCUGAGGUGAAAGAAGAUGGGAUAAAGCAUGAGAACAUCCCCUUUGUAAAUGAUGAAAUCACUGUGGACUUUCUUUGGUAUGCAGAAGUGAACAAUUCCUUAAAAGAGCAGUUGAUGUCAUGGGCAGAGGGAUCUACUCCCAUGCCUCAUGUCAUUAUCCUGGGCGCUGCUACAUGGUCUAUCAAGUUGCACAAUGGCAACAAUGAGGCACUCGUACAAUACAAGGCAAACCUGACUGCUAUAUCAGACACACUGGACAAACUAACCGAACACAGUGAAGUCUAUUGGGUUCUUCAAGAUCCUGUUUACGAGCAGCUGCUAAGCGAUAGUCGAAAGAUGAUCACGAACGAACAGAUAAACCUGUACAACGAGGCUGCAGUUAGUACACUGAGUAACAGCAAAAAGAAGGUCAAGUUUCUAGAAGCAUCAAGGCAGGCUGCCAUGGAGACCAUUUCCCAGUCAGUCGAUGGUCUGCACCUGCCUGAGAGCACGAGAGAUGUUGGCGCCAUGGUACUGAUGAACUCGAUGUGCAAUAAGAUACUCAAGCCCAUCGAUGGCUCUUGCUGCCAGAAUGCUCCUCCCCUGAGCAUCAUUCAGAAGCUAGCAGCUGUUCUCUUCCUGGUAUCCAUCAUCGGCCUUCUCAUCCUGAGUUAUAGCAGGCAACAUAAGAGCAAGCCCAUUACUGAUGUGGAAAGCCUUGAAGAAAAGAAGCCUGCCAUUGCUGCAGGCCAUCUCAACCCAAAGGGACCCUUACUGGCCAUUUUCAAAAUGAGCCUCAUCAUGUUGUACUUCUACCUGUGUGACAGGGCAGACAUCUUUAUGAAGGAACAGAAAUUCUACACACAUUCUACCUUUUUCAUCCCUCUCAUCUACAUUUUCGUUCUGGGAAUCUUCUACAAUGAUAACAGCAGAGAGACAAAACUAUUGAAUAGAGAACAAACAGAUGAAUGGAAGGGCUGGAUGCAGUUGGUUAUCCUUAUUUAUCACAUUUCUGGAGCUAGCGCUUUUAUACCUGUGUACAUGCAUGUCCGAGUCCUGGUGGCAGCAUAUCUCUUCCAAACAGGAUAUGGACACUUCUCAUUCUUCUGGCUGAAGGGUGACUUUGGUCUCUACAGAGUCUGUCAGGUUCUCUUCAGACUCAACUUUCUUGUGGUGGUGCUGUGUCUAGUUAUGGACAGGCCCUACCAGUUUUAUUACUUUGUGCCUCUGGUCACCUAUUGGUUUGUUGUUAUUUAUGCCACAAUGGCAUUGUGGCCGCAGAUUCUUCACAAGAAAGCCAAUGGUAGUGCAUUCUGGAAUCUGGCACUUUUGUUGAAACUUCUGGGUUUACUUCUUUUCAUUUGCUUCUUUGCAUUCUCGCAGGAACUCUUUGAGGGCGUUUUCUCUCUGUGGCCUAUUUCAAAGCUCUUUGAGCUGCAGGGCAACAUCCAAGAGUGGUGGUUCAGGUGGAAACUAGACAGAUUUGCAGUGAUCAAUGGAAUGCUCUUUGCCUUCAUAUAUCUGCUGCUGCAGAAGUGUCAAGUACUAUCUGAAAGCAAAGGAGAGCCUCUCUUCUCAACCAAGGUCUCCAACUGUCUGCUCUUCGUCUCUGUGGUGGCUUUUAUGACAUAUUCCAUAUGGGCCAGCGGUUGCAGAAAUAAAUCUGAGUGUAAUGAGAUGCACCCCUACAUCUCCGUUGUUCAGAUUCUGGCUUUCAUUUUGAUCAGGAACAUACCUGGUUACGCUCGCUCUCUGUACAGCUCAUUCUUUGCAUGGUUUGGCAAGAUAUCUUUAGAGCUCUUUAUUUGCCAGUAUCACAUUUGGCUGGCAGCCGACACCAAGGGCAUCCUGGUCCUUAUUCCUGGAAAUCCCACUCUGAACAUUAUUGUCAGCACCUUCAUCUUUGUUUGCGUAGCUCACGAGAUCUCUCAGAUCACAAAUGACUUGGCCCUGGUAGCCAUUCCAAAAGAGAGCGGGCCUCUGCUGAAGAGACUGCUUGGAGCAGGAGUCUUUCUAGUUCUGGUCCUGAUUCUGUCCCACAAAGAGUAAUCCAGGAACUAAGGGCCGGUCUGAUAACCAGCGAAUUUGUUUUGUGUACAAAACUCAAGCGGAACAGAAGUCAAGGGUUCUGGAGCAGCACUGGUGUGGGUAGAUAAACUCAAACAGUCCUGUUCAACCAGGAUUCUUGUACAGGAUGUUUGAAUAAGACAAGUUGCACAUAUUUGUGAAAUUUCCUCAUUGGGCAGAUAAGAUUAAAUCAAUGCUCCGUCUCUUCUUUCAAAGCUUUGAAAUGUGUAUUUUAUGGACAGUAUUUAAUAAUUUAAGUCUAUUUUAUACUGGGGUGUGUGUGUUUGUUUUCACUGUUUUUGUGUCCCUUUGUUUAUUUUGUUCUACAUGAUGCCCUUAACUGCAAAAUGUGAAGGAGUAAUACAUUCCUGCCUCUCACCUUCGCCAUGUACCAUCAGCUUGAAAACGAAUUAUUCAAGUUCUAUCACACCAGCAGCUUUAUCCUUCAGGGGAAUGACUUCUUUAGGAAAAUGCAAUCACAGAGUCCGCUCUGGAUUAUUGAAAUAUGAGCAACAGAGCAAUGGUUUUCUUGCUACUGAAAAAAAAUCAUCCACUGCAGCCUAAAGUCCAUUUCCCUACUGUCAUAAAAAACUGAUGGUGGUGAAUUUGUUCCACUGGGAUUGCUAGUGACUAUGUGGAUGUGAAAUACACGAUUUGCAUAUGGAAAGUGAAACAAACUAAUGGAAUCAAUAAGCAUGUACUGCUUUCAUUACCAAUGUUUUCCAACAGUCAAUGCUUUGCCAUUCUGGUCAUUCAUUUCAUUUGAAAGCUGGAUGACUGUUAGGCUUAGAUGUGAAUGGUAGAAGUUAAUUCUUAAAUCAAGUAAAAGAAAACGUGCUUUGAUCUACACGUACAGAUCAUUCUGAAUAUUGCGCCCAGCGCCCUCCAUUCUUUUUUACUUGCACUGAGCGGGGUGUUUUCCUGCAAACUUUAAGGCACUUGAGCCAGUGCAGUUACCACAUGGGUUUACCCGAUUCAUAUGAAUUCGGUUUCAUGUCUACAACCUCAUCAUUUAUUGAUCAGUGUGUGAAUUCAUAUCCUCUCUUGUUCAUGUUCAAUAUGAUGUAAUUUUUUUAAUACAUAUUACAUGUACAAAAAGGUUAAACAUUACAAUAGCAGUUUGCUGUAAAUAGACCAUGCAUUAAGUGCCAUCCAGAGACAUAAGACUAAUGUAUUGUUUGGGGCAUUAUUCAGCCUUUUAAUAGUGGUACUUAAAAUGUAUAAACCUAGUUAAUACUGAUCUUGCGGUUGUAAAACUAUUGAUAUUUUGACAUAUGAAUUUAAAAUAGAAUGGCAUUUUAAGAUAUUAGCCUCUUAUUUACUUGCCUUAUUGAAUAUGAACAUGUUAUUUGUUUUUUCUAAGCAAAGAAAAAGUACAGAUUAAAAUGACUUGUGCUAUCAACUGGCACACCCAUCCAGCUGUAAAUGUUUGUAUUUUAUUGUUUGAGGAACUCACCUUGUCUGUGUUGUUAAAUGAAAUUAUUUGUAUAGUUUGUUUUAUUUAAAGGAACCGGGGGGAGAAUUUGUGACAAAACAAAAUUAGUUUUGUCCUAAAAUGUGAAAAUAUUCUUCAUUUGGAAAUGCCUUCAUCUGAUUGUACAGUCAUUGUUAAUGAUAAACUUGUUCUCAAUAUGUCA